CUUUCUUUGCUCACAGGGAUAAGUAGCUGUUAGAGUCAAGCUGGAUCCUUCACUUCAAGACCCCCUUCCUUCUUCUCCCAAAUUCAGUGCUUGCAGGGUUCUAGAUUCCUAAUAGCUGCACACAGAGACAUCUUCUGAUCCAGAGGUGGAGGAAACUUGUACAUAUUUUUUUUUAUAUAUUUUUUUCCAUUUUUUGGGGGCAGACACAUGGAGGUGAUUAUGUUGCAAUCCAUACACUGUGAUGCUUCCCCCAUGCAGGGCUGACUGCCUGUCUUCCAGAAAUCCAAUGCAUUACUGGGAGGCUUCAACUCUCUCCCAACUCCCAGAGUCAGGAACUGUUCUGGACUAAUGAACAAAGAUGCGAAGCCUUCUGCAUUCCUUAUUAGGUCUCUGCUGUGUUUUCGGAGCUUUCGGGGACCUGGUGGAGAUAAAGAGAAUUGCCGAGGAGAACGUCACUCUGAAAUGCCAGCACGAGUUGGGCAUCCUCGGGGAACAGAGCCUGGACAUCGAAUGGUUUUCAAACAUUUCACAUAGCGGGCAGAAGGUGCUAAUCAGUUACAGCGGUGGAAAGGUCUAUGACAAUGAUGACAGAAAAGGACGAUAUAGCUUUGUGUCGAAGUUCCUCGCCGGAGACGCCUCCAUAAUCAUCUGGUCUUUGGAACCCAGCGAUGCCGGAUUUUACACCUGCAAAGUGAAAAACGCAGGGAAAUAUUACUGGAAUUACAUCUGGCUGGAGGUUCUAGUUAAGCCGUCGGAGCCGCAGUGCUGGAUAGACGGAGAUCAGCUGGUCGGAAAGAACGUGACCUUCCACUGCAUGUCAUCGGCUGGCACCAAGCCCUUAACCUACCGCUGGCAACGGAUACGCUACGAGGAUAAAGCGGUGUUAUCCAUGCCGAGUACGGCAAGACUCGAAACCCAACAGAGUCUUCUGCUGCAGAACCUCAGUAAAGCAGAAAAUGGCUCGUACCAAUGCGAAGUGGCCAACGAGGCCGGCAAAAGGACGUGCGUGGUGCACCUGAGAGUGCAGAAUGCAAUGAACGUAGGAUUCCUGGUUAGCGUGAUCUGCGGAUCCGUCGGCGGAGUCCUCCUUCUUUGUGUCACCAUAUGGAUCCUGCUUCGCAAAAAAGAGCUGAAAAAAAGAGAAGAGGAUGAAUUCCUAAAUGAGAUUAGGGAGGACGCGGAAGCCCCGAAAGCUCGCCUGGUGAAACCCGGAUCGUCUUCCUCGGGAUCCAGAAGCUCGCGCUCAGGUUCCUCCUCGACCCGAUCAACAACCAACAGUGCCUCUCGCAGCCAACGGACUCUCUCAACCCAGGAGACCUCCCACGGAGAGCCGAGACAUCAUUGCCUGGACCAGAUAUAGAGCAAACUGGUCGGCCAUCAAAAACCCGAGCGCUCUUCUGGAUCUGGAUACAUUUUGUUUUCAAGGAUUCCAAAAGUCACUUUUUUUUUUU
Molecule: messenger RNA, 1451 nt
Organism: Spea bombifrons (plains spadefoot toad)
Lineage: Eukaryota; Metazoa; Chordata; Amphibia; Anura; Pelobatidae
Gene: CLMP
Product: CXADR like membrane protein
Exons: 7
Coding region: 359-1360 (333 amino acids)
Cellular component (GO): cell surface; cytoplasmic microtubule; membrane
Source: RefSeq, a predicted model, not a curated record